AUGUCCGGCGGCAAGGAGCCUGGGGGGCACCCCCCGGGCCCGGCCCCCCAGCACGCCCAGUACGUGGGGCCCUACCGGCUGGAGAAGACCCUGGGCAAAGGCCAGACGGGGCUGGUGAAGCUGGGCGUUCACUGCAUCACGGGGCAGAAGGUGGCCAUCAAGAUCGUGAACCGGGAGAAGCUGUCGGAGUCGGUGCUGAUGAAGGUGGAGCGGGAAAUCGCCAUCCUGAAGCUGAUAGAGCACCCGCAUGUGCUGAAACUGCACGACGUCUACGAGAAUAAGAAAUAUUUGUACCUGGUGCUGGAGCACGUCUCGGGCGGGGAGCUCUUCGACUACCUGGUGAAGAAGGGGCGCCUGACCCCCAAAGAGGCUCGUAAGUUCUUCCGGCAGAUCGUCUCCGCCCUGGACUUCUGCCACAGCUACUCCAUCUGCCACCGUGACCUCAAGCCGGAGAACCUGCUGCUGGACGAGAAGAACAACAUCCGGAUCGCGGACUUCGGGAUGGCGUCCCUGCAGGUCGGGGCCAGCCUGCUGGAGACCAGCUGUGGCUCUCCCCACUAUGCAUGUCCCGAGGUGAUCAAGGGUGAGAAAUACGACGGGCGCCGGGCCGACAUGUGGAGCUGCGUCAUUCUCUUCGCCCUGCUGGUGACCCCCAUCCCCUAG
This is a messenger RNA of Emys orbicularis (European pond turtle), 663 nucleotides long. RefSeq names its product BR serine/threonine kinase 1 (gene BRSK1). Gene Ontology annotation, molecular function: tau-protein kinase activity; protein serine/threonine kinase activity; ATP binding. Gene Ontology annotation, cellular component: cytoplasm. Gene Ontology annotation, biological process: intracellular signal transduction; microtubule cytoskeleton organization; protein phosphorylation. The record is from RefSeq and is a predicted model, not a curated record. Lineage: Eukaryota; Metazoa; Chordata; Testudines; Emydidae.